UGCCCUCCUGUCAGUGUGGCAGCGUUUGUGUCUUUAGAGGGAUGAGUGCAGGAAAGAUCUCAGUGCUGCUGCUGCUGGCGGUGAUCGGCUCACAUGCAGCUCCAAACCCCUCCAAGUGUGAGGGUUUGACCAAAAGGCUGCAGACGAAAGACCUGAACAAGAUUUUCAGGAACUGGGUUCUGGUCUGGUCCGUGGCCGACCAUGAAGAAGGUGACAGUUUGGUGUCAAAUAUCUCCAGCUCCCACGUGGAGUUCCAACUCCUUCCGGAAAACAAAACCAUCUCGUACAUCGAGAGGAACGUCUACAAUCAGAACCUUUCUUCCUGCACUACUUACUUCAUGAAUGUGACCGCACCGUCCAACAAUGAGACCGAGAUCCAAACGCUGCGUGUCGACAACAUCCGAUUGGAAGUGGACGGACAGCCUGUGGAGUACAACGACACCGGAGCCGUGGACUUCUAUGAAACCUGCCCCGACUGUUUGAUGUUGGUCUACAAGACCUCAAGUGGUCGAUACCUCCUCGACUACAAGGAGGAAGGGUCACAUCGGGACGUUGAGAAGCACAAAGCGGGCCAUGAUGACCACAAGAAACUGGCCGACUGUCUGGGGUUCCCUGACAAGAAGGCGUACGUCUACGACGGAGUCGCUGACUUCUGUCACAGGAAAUCAGCUCCAGAAGGAAACCCUGAACAGUCUUAGGAGGAACGAAGGAGAUUUCAGCUUGUAUCUGGAAGAAUCGUUUCUAAAGCAAAUCAAGAGUAAAAAACAUGUAAUGAGUGUUUUUCUACCUCAAAAUAAAAAAGAUCUGCUUGUUGUAAAA
This is a messenger RNA of Oryzias melastigma (Indian medaka), 819 nucleotides long. RefSeq names its product saxitoxin and tetrodotoxin-binding protein 2. The transcript is spliced from 6 exons. The coding region runs from base 42 to 698 and encodes 218 amino acids. NCBI's taxonomy places the organism in Eukaryota, Metazoa, Chordata, Actinopteri, Beloniformes, Adrianichthyidae. The record is from RefSeq and is a predicted model, not a curated record.